AUGAAUUCCAUCCAACGUUAUCUCGCACUGAGGUUUCGCGUUUUAUUCAACGUACGCAAGCAUGGAAGCCCGCAUCUCCCCCCGUUUGUCACACUUUUAUUAGGCUCCCUCCUGUCCUUAAUUCUUACGGGUCUCACUGCCUUUCUCGCCUACCACAGCAGCCCGGCAUACUACGCAACUGGAAGGCAGUCGUCGACACUUGUCUCUCAAACUCGCAAUUACGUCUCUCCAUUCACAGCAGAUAAGCUCAGGAUAAGCCUGGGGGAUACAAGCAAUGAGAAAUUUGUAGAAAACGCCUUGGUCCGCUCGUUCAAUUUUCCGCCCAGCCUUUCUCGAAAGAUCCCCAUUUCACAUCGAUACGCGCUCCUGACAAGAGUACAGAACGCCCAGAACAAACGGCGUGCAGUGCCACUAAGGCUUUUCAUUCUUCACGUCGUCGGCUCAUCAGCAGCGGGACGUCUUGCCGCCAUCGCCUCAGCAAUUACCUACUCAAUGAACACAGGGCGCUUUUUGCUCAUUUUAUGGGAUACCAGUCGUGGGGGAGAAGCCUUUGGAGAAAAUGCUAUCUCCGCACUGCACGCCGCUGAGAAGAAGAACAUCAUGCUUACAAGUGUUGAUUCGCUUCAUCUCAGUCCAAACCUCACCAACUGGAGCGAAUUUCAGAUCAACUACUACACCAAGACUGGAAGCGGUGGCCAUCCCCUGGAUAGUGUGGCCGCCUUGGCGACGAGGCAUAUCUUCUAUCGGUCUCAGCAGAAAGUGGAGGGUCGCUAUGCAUCUAUUUCUCCCGGUGUCAUGAACAUGCCCAAUUUCUUGACACCUGGCUCGACAAUUCAGGCGGCGUGGUACAAUUUUGUCAAAGAAUGGACCUUAUCCAAUCUUGAUAUAGACGAAGUGGCGGACGUACUCAAUCGUGUCUACGGUGUCCCUCUGGUCUUUAUCGAAGGUAUGUCGGAUGAUUCACAGAGAAAACUGCUUCGGGGUCUCAGUCAAUCGACCUCUAAGAGAGCAUUUUUCAUCCACGCACAAUACGGGUUAGGUAAUCGCCUUCGAGCAUUAGGUUCUGCCAUGGCGGUGGCGAGAGUGACUGGACGUGUGCUCGUGUUGAUAUGGGAACCAGACGUGCAUCUGAAUUGUCGCUUCUCUGAUCUCUUUGCUAAUGAUCUUAUCACGAUCGAUAAGUUGAAUAUGAACUGGCCGCCCGGAGAUUCGAAUACAAAAGAUUACGCGAUGCGUACGGUGGACUUUUACAACUUCAUGAGAUUUCAGGGGAAGCAUAUUCACAACCCACUGAAGCAACUUGUGAACCCCCGGACUGGACGUCAUGUUUACGCGAAGACUGCCUACGUUGUGAGGUCAAGCUUUGCACCCAGGAUCAUUUCGACCACAUCUUCGUACUGGCGAGUUAUGAGAGAGCAAUUGAUUCCAACAGCAGAAAUUAUGCAUCUUGUACAUGACCCCUCAUUUAUCAACAUCAAAGGCAUGGUAGGGGUACACAUUCGAUCCCGAACCAUCGACAAGGAUAUCAAGGGAGUGAGCGAGGAAUUUUAUGGAAAUGGGUCUCGGACAACAGAUCAUUGGAGAAGACUGACUGGACUGAAGACGUUCGAGGAUAAGAUCCUCAGGUUGAAUUUACGAUACAAGUUUUAUGUAGCCGCAGACACAAGGGAGGCUAUUACGGCACUGGAAAAAAAAUUCGGCUCACACCGAAUAUUCAGUUUACCUCGGGACCAAGAUUGUGUAACACGCGAUGUGGAAUGUGCCAAACUAGCCUUAGUGGAUAUUCUGCUCUUGUCCAAGACACCAACGCUCCUGGGAAGCAAUUGGAGUUCAUUCACAGAAUGUGCCGUACGGCUGUCAGGUCGGAUGAAAGUGUUGCUAGCCGGGGUUCAUUUCGGACGUUCAAAGAGCAAGUGAAGUUUCGAGAGCACGAAUUUUUGCAUCUCAGAGGAAAAAGAAAGCAUGCUAUUCGCUUACCAGGAAGCCCUGAUUAACUAAUUCGCCAAGGUUCUGUACAGAUGUAACUCCUUGUUUCACUCUCUCGCUCCUACUACUAAUGACCGAUUUUUUCAUAUCACUUUACCGAGGACUACAACUUGCGGAGACGCAAAGACAUGUCAAGAGCGUGCAAAUCGAGCGACACAGAGGCAUAUCUCUAGCCGGUCGAUAGGGACAUUGAGAAGGUCAUCAGAAUCUAGUAGUUGCACAUGUACUCCGAGCCUCCAAUCUUCUCGGCCUUUUUCACCAGCAGAUAUUGCAACCCAUGGCAAACACUUUCUCCUGUCGACUGUUGUGACCAGCUUACACAGCCAGGAGGUGUACUAGUAGAUGUGGCGAAAGUGGCCUAUGUGUGAAUAUUCUGUUCGGUUGUACAACAGAAAAGCGAGAAAAAUUUCCAAAAAAUAA
This is a messenger RNA of Chondrus crispus (carragheen), 2406 nucleotides long. RefSeq lists its product as hypothetical. The transcript is spliced from 2 exons. The record is from RefSeq and is a predicted model, not a curated record. The coding region runs from base 1 to 1917 and encodes 638 amino acids. Lineage: Eukaryota; Rhodophyta; Florideophyceae; Gigartinales; Gigartinaceae.